Molecule: messenger RNA, 6113 nt
Organism: Pungitius pungitius (ninespine stickleback)
Lineage: Eukaryota; Metazoa; Chordata; Actinopteri; Perciformes; Gasterosteidae
Product: histone deacetylase 4-like
Exons: 27
Coding region: 451-3756 (1101 amino acids)
Biological process (GO): negative regulation of transcription by RNA polymerase II
Molecular function (GO): histone deacetylase activity
Source: RefSeq, a predicted model, not a curated record
AUCUGUCAGGAGAUGAAUUUUCUUGUGCGUCCCCCCCCCUCCACCACCACCACCUCUCCCUAGCUCUCCCCCCACCCUGCGCCGAGAGAGAGAGAGAGAGAGAGAGAGAGAAAGCGAGGGAGCGAGAGAAACCCCAGAGAACAACAUGGGAGAGGAAUAAAAUCCCCAAAGAAGAAGAGCCCUGCGGGACAGAUGUCGCGGCGCCUUCCCUUCGUCGGUUGCUAGACAACAAGCCGGCUCUUUGAUUGGAGCCGAGUCAGAAGCCUCAUGAGGGAUUGGCUGCUGCCGCUGGACGUUUGCUUCCUUUUUCCGGCCUCGAAGGACUUUCGACGGACCGGAAACGGCGUCUGAUCGACCCGAUCUCACACACACACACAUGUGGACGUCUGCAGCUUCCCGUUUGGCCUAAAUCACGCCCGCUCCUGCAAACGCCCGGGCCACCGGUGAGCGAUGACGUCACAGAGCCACCAAGAGGGGAUCCUGGGGAAGGAGCAGCCGCUGGAGGUUCUCAAGACGUCGGCGCUCAACCACAUCCCAACAGUGGACAUCAACUCGGCGCUUCCCCUGCGUCUCCCUCCAGCCGCCAUCCCCAUGGACCUGCGUGUGGACCAGCACCAUCAGCACCACCACCACCACCAUCAGCACCACCAGCAGCAGCAGCAGCAGCAGCAGGUGUCCUCACCCUCCCCGACCGGUCAGCAGUCGCCGGGGCUGGUGGGGGGCGCGUGCCAGGCGGGCGGGGCCGUGCGCGAGCAGCAGCUGCAGCAGGAGCUGCUGACCCUGAAGCAGAAGCAGCAGAUCCAGCGGCAGAUCCUCAUCGCCGAGUUCCAGCGGCAGCACGAGCAGCUGUCCCGGCAGCACGAGGUGCAGCUGCAAGAGCACAUCAAGCAACAACAAGAGCUCCUGGCACUGAAGCACCAGCAGGAGCUGCUGGAGCACCAGAGGAAGAUGGAGAACCACCGUCUGGAGCAGGAGCUGGAGAAACAGCAGAGGGAGCAGAAGCUGCUGCUGUUGAAGAACAAGGAGAGGGGCCAGGAGAGCGCCGUGGCGAGCACCGAGGUGAAGAUGCGGCUCCAGGAGUUUGUCCUGAACAAGAAGAAGGCCCUGGCCCAACGCAGCCUCAACCAGGGCGGCCUCCACAACGACGCCCCCUACUGGUACCGCAAAACCCAGCACAGCUCUCUGGACCAGAGCUCGCCACCGCAGACCGGCGUGUCCACCUACAACCACCCCGUGCUCGGUGUCUACAACCCCCGGGACGACUUCCCGCUGCGGAAGACCGCCUCGGAGCCCAACCUGAAGCUGCGCUCCCGGCUCAAGCAGAAGGUGAGCGAGCGGAGGAGCAGUCCGCUGCUGCGGCGCCGGGACAGCCCCAUCACCUCCGCCAAGAAGCGCUCGCUGGACAUGGCGGACUCUGCGUGCAGCAGCGCCCCCGGCUCGGGCCCGAGUUCCCCGAAUAACAGCUCCAACAACAUCCCCAGUGAGAACGGCAUCAGCGUGUCGGUGUCCAACAACACGGAGGCGUCUCUGGCCCAGAGGCUGUGCGGCGGCGAGCGGGGCUCCGUGAACCAGCUGUCCCUCUACACGUCGCCGUCCUUACCCAACAUCACCCUGGGGCUGCCCGCCACGGCCACGUCCACCGCCGCGUCAAACGUGACCUCGGCGCAGCAGGAUGGAGGUCUGCAGCCGGCCCUCUCCCUCAGCCCUCCCUUCCUCUCCGGCGGCCACUUGACCCCGUACCUGGCCGAGUCCGGAGCGGGAACGGGCGGGCACGGCGCCCACAGUCCGCUGCUCCAGCACAUGGUGCUCAUGGAGCAGAGCCCGGCACAGAGCCCCCUGGUGACAGGUGUGAGCGGCCUGUCCAUGUCGCCGGCGGGGUCCAUGGCCAAGCUGCAGCGGCAGCACCGGCCCCUGGGGCGGACCCAGUCGGCGCCGCUGCCCCAGGGGAGCGCCGCGCAGGCUCACGCCCAGGCCCUGGCCCUGCAGCAGCUGGUGGUGCAGCAGCAGCACCAGCAGUUCCUGGAGAAGCACAAGCAGCAGUUCCAGCAGCAGCAGCUCCACCUCAACAAGAUGAUGACCAAGCCCGGCGAGUCGCCCGUGGGCCGCCAGCACCAGAGCCACCCGGAGGAGACGGAGGAGGAGCUGAGGGAGCACCAGGACGGAGGAGCUCUGCCGUCAGGGGUCACCAUCAAGCAGGAGCCCCCCGACCCGCAGGAGCUGCAGGAGGAGGCGCUGCAGCAGCACAGGGAGAGGCAGGCGGAGCAGGAGCUGCUCUUCAGACAGCAGGCGCUGUUGUUGGAGCAGCAGCGGAUUCAUCAGCUGAGGAACUAUCAGGCCUCCAUGGAGGCAGCCGGCCUGUCCCUCUCCUUCCCGGCACACCGACCCCUGUCCAGGGCCCAAUCGUCUCCGGCCUCAGCCUCCUCCUUCCCCAUCAGCGUCCCGACCCCCGAUCCUUCCGCCAAACCCCGCUUCACCACAGGCCUGGUGUACGACUCGCUCAUGCAGAAGCACCAGUGCAUGUGCGGGAACACCAACAGCCACCCGGAGCACGCGGGACGCAUCCAGAGCAUCUGGUCUCGGCUGCAGGAGACGGGACUCAGAGCGCAGUGUGAGUGUAUCCGUGGGAGGAAGGCUUCUCUGGAGGAGCUGCAGACGGUUCACUCUGAAGCCCACGUCCUGCUGUACGGGACCAACCCUCUUCGACAGAAACUGGAUUGUUCAGUCACCCCCAUGUUCGUACGUCUACCAUGUGGAGGGUUGGGGGUGGACAGCGACACCAUCUGGAACGAGGUCCACUCCUCCAGCGCCGCUCGGCUCGCCGUCGGCUCGGUGGUGGAGCUGGUUUUCAAGGUGGCCACCGGAGAGCUGAAGAACGGCUUCGCCGUGGUCCGCCCUCCGGGACACCACGCCGAGGAGAGCACCCCCAUGGGCUUCUGCUACUUCAACUCAGUCGCCAUCGCGGCCAAGCUGCUGCAGCAGCGACUGAGCGUCAACAGGAUCCUCAUCGUGGACUGGGACGUUCACCACGGCAACGGCACCCAGCAGGCCUUCUACGAUGACCCCAAUGUCCUUUACCUGUCCAUCCAUCGCUACGACGACGGCAACUUCUUCCCCGGGAGCGGAGCGCCUGACGAGGUGGGCAGCGGACCCGGAGUCGGCUUCAACGUCAACGUGGCCUUCACCGGAGGCCUCGAUCCGCCCAUGGGAGACGUGGAGUACCUGGCGGCUUUCAGGUCAGUGGUGAUGCCCAUAGCCAACGAGUUUGCCCCGGACAUCGUGCUGGUCUCCUCCGGCUUCGACGCCGUGGAGGGACACCCUCCCCCGCUGGGCGGCUACACUUUGACGUCCAAAUGUUUCGGCUAUCUGACCAGGCAGCUGAUGACCCUCGCCGGAGGCCGCGUGGUCCUGGCUCUGGAGGGGGGUCACGACCUCACCGCCAUCUGCGACGCCUCGGAGGCCUGCGUGGCCGCCCUGCUGGGCCAGGAGCUGGAGCCGCUGCCGAAGGCCGUCCUGGAGCAGAGGCCCAACCCCAACGCCGUCCGCUCUCUGGAGAAAGUCUUAGAGACUCACACUAAGUACUGGGGCUCGCUGCACCGCUGCUCCCCGCUGCUGGGACUCUCCCUGCUGGAGGCCAAGCGCGGCGACUCGGAGGAGGCGGAGGCCGUCAGCGCCAUGGCCUCUCUGUCCGUGGCCAACAGCAGCGCCAUGGAUCAAAGGCCGGAGGAGGAACCCAUGGAGGAGGAGGAACCGCUGUAACCGAGGGGGGAAACGCGAGGGUGUCACACCGCUACCAUCGACCUCUCCGGAGACGGGUCUCGACUGAUUCCCUUCAUUUAGCCCCCCCCCCCCCCCGAAACCCCCAGUCACAUUGAUUGGCGGCCCCUCGGUCAUAAAAAACACAACAAAACGAGGUGGAGAGAGGGGUUGUGGGACGUGGGGGGGGGGGGGGGAUGGGCUCAGCCUUAAGAGUAGGGAGCCAAUCAGGAGACAGAGGACUGAAUUGGAAAAUACACAUUCAAACAUAACCGUGCCGCCCGGCGGAGACGCUCGUUUUUUUUCUGCCGGCCUCCGCAGCCGCACGGCGAGCUCACGACGGCCAGACCAAGUGGCCCCAGGGAGAGGGGGGGGGAGGGGGGGGAGGCGAACUGCAGAAAACAUCCGGCGCUUUACCCGACAACCACAGGAACGGCCGAGGGGGGGGGUCCUGUUGUCUUCUCGCUUUUCCUCGACUCAUUUUUUCCCUCACGAGACGACAUGUAUUUCACAAGAUGCGUUCACUGUGGACUUUAGGGGGGGGGCGGGGGGGGCAUAAAGAUCGUUUUUGCAUUAAGAUGCGACGCCUGGACCCCGCAGCGGCCUGUCGAGGGAGAGGAGUGCCUUGGUGGGGGUGCGCUGGAUUUUGCCUUAAGUGAACGGAUUUCUCUCGCCGAGGAAGCGAGGGGAGACGGACGGACGGACGGGGGGGGGGCAUAAACAAUCUUUCAGCAUGUUUACUCGGAACGUGACGACGACACGGUUUAUGUCGCUGACAGCCUCUCUCGAAAGAGUCACUUUACUUUUGGAUGGAUCUAUUUUUCUGUAACAAAACAAACGAGGACAAAGGCUUUGUGGGAGGUAGCUGCCGCCUUGGGUAGGAAACGGAGCGAGCUCAUUGGAUCGGACGGUCUAGCCUUUGAUGUAGCUUCCCUUUAACUGAAGCCGUGGCUGGUUCUCAAAUGUUAUCCAAAAUGUAAAAGCCAAGCAAGAAAAGCCAAAGCAUGAGUUUGCAUUUACAGAAAUACUUUCAGUCCACUUGUGGACAUUUCUCCUGUUGGCCCUUUCGGGGGAAAGGCGCCCGGUACCCAGUUGGAUGUUUACUGAUUUGAAGCGUUUCCUCCCAUGCGUUGCCGGUUUGGCAGCUACCUUGGUUGCUAGCGUGAGCUCAGCAUUGGUCAUGUAUAUUGAAUUGAAUAUAUAUUUUGAGUAUUGCCUGUUUGUAUCCACAUGUAUGUUUUCCGCAUCAAGCCGUCAAUUUGCGCUUUUUUUGUUUUUUGUUGUAUAGGAUUAUUUUUCUAGCUUUUUUCAUUCAUAGAUUUUGUUCCCGUGUUUUUUAUCCGUUUUCUGGAUAGCUGUAGUGCCGCCAUUGACAAACUUAGAACUAUUGUCACUACAAAACUUUCUUUCUUUCUUGUAUUUAUCAAAAUAAGGAGCAACUCUUUCUUUCUUUCUUUAUUUCUACGGCUCUCUGAGCCUUUCCUUCAUUUUCAUCAACUGUGUAUUUAUAACAUGUAUUGUUUAUAGAAGAUUUGUAUAUGGAAAAUUUAUAAAUGUACUCUUAACUAAUGACAGCUACGAUAUUGUGAGCGAAAAAACAGUCCGGUGUCUGAUGUUACUUCACGAGCUUUGACCAGUAAAAGCAGCGGCUGCUUCCAAGCGAAGCGGCGUCAUUUAGCGCCACCGCAGUUGGCUUUUGAAAAAGUUGAAAAAAGGUUUGAUCACGUCGUUGCCUAAUCGAUACAUUUUCCUCCCGUGCGGCGGGUGACAGCGCACUCACCUUUCGACUGUGACGGCGCCCGGGGUCCCGCGUAGCUCGCCGAGGAAGAGGAGGGGACUCGGGUUUCCAGCGGUUUUUGGAUGGAAAACAUCAGCCGAUAAUUUGGGAAUCUCUUUCCGAAGCAUGUGUUGCACUAUAAUGAUUGACUGUCCAUAACGGGGAGGGGGGGGGGGGGGGGGGGGGGGGUCUCCUUCUUCUUCUGCUCGGAUUCAACUGAUCUGACAUCAGUUCCAUAUCAAACUACAUCAGUUGAUUAAAGACAACUAUCGUAGAGCAUCGUUUUAGAAACGUGUCAGAUUUGCGAUUGAGUUGAUCGUUUUAUCACGUCUUAACGAAACAUUCCACUUGUUACUCGUUCAAUUUGGCUACUUUUUUUUCUUUUUUCACUCCCCACACAUUUCAUAAUGAUAUUUUAACUUCCCCUUUUGUUUUUGUGCUGUCUGCUCGCGCCAACUUUAACUUUUUGCAUGGUUUGUGAGUCAGCAUGCCUACUUGUCUAUGUAACAAAAAUGUAUUUGCACAACAGAAGAAAAACACUGGAGGAAUUUUAGAAGACGAAAAAAAAAAAAAAAAAGAAGAA